This is a messenger RNA of Dovyalis caffra, 261 nucleotides long. NCBI's taxonomy places the organism in Eukaryota, Viridiplantae, Streptophyta, Magnoliopsida, Malpighiales, Salicaceae. The record is from the annotation of a GenBank genome assembly.
AUGAAGGCUCCAAACUGGACUAGCACAUUUAACUUCAGCUCUGUUGAGGCUUUGAAUAUUUUGGCAUUUUCUAGAGAGUCGGCUCUAGGAAAUACGGCCAAUAAAACCGAAGACCUGGUGGGGAGCAUUGGCUUUGGCAUUGCGCUUUGUUUUAGAAGUAAAAUAAACGCAAUUUUAAAAGCAGGUCGAAGCAAUUCUAUCUUGGAAGCCCUCCUCAGUCCUAACAUACGGUUACUCUUUGUUGUUGGUCAAGUGGACUGA